Messenger RNA from Phytomonas sp. Hart1, 1524 nucleotides. The record is from the annotation of a GenBank genome assembly. Lineage: Eukaryota; Euglenozoa; Kinetoplastea; Trypanosomatida; Trypanosomatidae.
AUGUGCUUUCAUGCGGUUUACCCAGAUUUCAUAGAUUACUGUCUGAUUGCGUGCAGUGAGGACCAUCUUUUCAACGUAGUCCCAGUUGCGCUCCCGUUAACACUGAAAGAGUGGCCACCAGUGCGAGAAGGAGAGGUUAUUUUAGUUGUUCAGCACCUUAUCCCACGAACCGAGGUUUUUGCAACGAAUUCAGCCGCUUCGGUGGGCGAUGUAGAGGAAACACCGGAUGACGGGACGUUUGAAAGUAUACAUAGUAACGAGACUCCUAACUACACUCAACAGCACCGUUUUGAAGAAGUUCUACGAUGCUUCAAUGAUUUAUAUUAUUUAAAAGCAAAUGGAAUCGAGCAGACCUCAGGGUGCCCUGCGUUUAACGAGUUCGGUCAACUGGUUGGCCUACAGUCGCAAAGUCAUACAGACGGUGAAGGUAUUGUCAACCGUGUACUCUCCAUUGUUCCCAUAAUCCAACAUCUCUUUGCUAAUAAACAGCUAUAUCGAUUUUCAAAGCUUCAAGGUCAAACCCUGACUUUUAAUGCCAUCUGGGAGACGUGGUAUUCCGAAAAGAACCCCUCACGCAUUGGAUUAAUAUUGGCAAACUUUAGACAAAAGGAUGCAGCGCGUCAAGUUUUCAAGAAAUUGACAGAGAUGUCUCAGUCCCUAGAGUUUACAGAGGAAUUCUCCAUUUUCGAAGUGAUCUUGAGUAACAUUUGCAUAUUCCGUGACGAAGAAGCACUUGUAGGAAUGGGUCUUCGGGCACUAUGGAAGUUAAGUGUCGGGAAAGAGUCCUGCGCGAACAAUAUCAUUGAAAAUGGUGGAAUCAAAAUUGUAGUAGAUCUUAUGCAUCAAUAUUCAUAUAACACUAGCAUAUUACAGUAUGGGGUGGUAAUUUUGUACAAUACCGCCUCAAUACUUAUCGGCCAAGCACCACAAUACCGCUUAUCUAUCGAUAAUGAUAGUGGGGAUUUUUUUAUUACAAAUGACGGCAAUACCGAGUUGUUAGUAGCAACGGCGAGCUCUUCGGAAACGUACACUUCAUACUUCUCAAGCUUUUUUGGAAUUGAAGUGACAGAAUUGGUUCUUGAGUCGAUGAAAAAGUUCCCCGAGGAGAUGGUCUUGCAGAAGUUCAGCUUAGAAUUUCUGUCUAUUUUAUUGCGGUGCAACAAUGAAACUGGGAUGUACAUGUUACAGGAAGAAACUAUCGAACACGUGUGUUUCCUCAUAAAGCACCAGCACCAGAACCUUUUCCUGAUGGAGGCACUUAUGGGGUGCAUCGGGAACCUAGCUGAGGGUAAGCAUUUUGUCGACUCUGUCAAUUCCUCUUGUCAUUCUGUGAUGCAGCUUGUCAACCCAAUUAUCUCUUUAACGCUUGAGUACCUGGAAAAUAGAAAAAUUCUAAAGGCCGCAAGUGAUAUGCUGUGGGCCCUUGGCAACAAUCCAGCGUUUCGAAUGAGUAUUCUUAAAAAUCCUCACGGAUAUGAAGUACUUUUUCAGUCCACAUCGGUUUUUAGCAGCGCUGUGAUUUAA